AUGCGCUGUCACCAUUUGCAGUCGGCAAUCACAGGCGUUUUCAAGCGGAAAGUCAAGCAGGCACGGGGCAUUGCACCACUGAAUGUGACUGCCCAGCAUCUGUGCGUAGAUCUGUCUUACGCUGAGAUUGCUGCCAAGGGCCCCAAGCAGACUCCUGAGGAGGCUGCUGCCCCUCUCCCUCCCCAGAUCGAGGUUGAUGGUACAGAGUCUACUUCCACCGCCUCCCUGAUCGACGUCGAUACCCCUUCCGUCCAUACCGUCCCUUCCGACUUCCAGGAGCAGGAGAUCAAGACCGAGACUCAGGCCACCCGCGUUGAGAAGGAGGAGGAACAAGAAGCCAAGGAGGAGGCCGAAAAAAUCAAGGCCAAGGCCCGCGCUGAGGCCGACCUCGCGAAGAAGAAGGCCAAAUCCAAGGCCAAGAAGGCCGACAACUGGUUGACCAAGCAGUUCGCCAGCUUGAGCGAUGGCACCACCGGCGCUCUCGCUGCCGUCAACCUCUUCGCUGUUGUUGGUCUUAGUGGAUGGCUCGGCUACAGGGCCUGGGGUCUCUACGACCGCAGGCAGUUCACAUGGCAGCAUGCCGGCCGUGGCGCCGGUAUUCUCGCCGCUGUCGCCGUCUUUGAGAGUGUAUUCAGCGGGUACCUCGCCAAGGGCAAGAAGGCCAAGGGCCAAUAG
Molecule: messenger RNA, 675 nt
Organism: Sordaria macrospora k-hell
Lineage: Eukaryota; Fungi; Ascomycota; Sordariomycetes; Sordariales; Sordariaceae
Source: RefSeq, a predicted model, not a curated record